Molecule: messenger RNA, 3372 nt
Organism: Zea mays
Lineage: Eukaryota; Viridiplantae; Streptophyta; Magnoliopsida; Poales; Poaceae
Product: zinc finger BED domain-containing protein DAYSLEEPER-like
Exons: 2
Coding region: 2082-2924 (280 amino acids)
Molecular function (GO): protein dimerization activity; DNA binding
Source: RefSeq, a predicted model, not a curated record
UCCAAUUCUCCAUCCAACAUGGCAACAUCCCAGGCUGGUAGCACCAUAGCAGCAGGCCAGCAGCCGCGUGUCCACAUCCUAGGCUCCCAGCAGCCGCUGCCGUAACCUAGCAGCCGCCGUCGUCCACAUCCCAGCAGCCGCUGCCGCCUGCCGUCUAACCUAGCAGCCGAGCGCCCGAGCGUGCCGAGUUGCCAUCGACCGUCGCCCGUCGAACCGCACCGAGCGCCUAGCAGGCUAGCAGCAGGCAGUAGCCGCCAGCCCGCCAUCCAUCACCAGUUCCCCACUGCUCCGCGUUGUCCUGCCAGGCUGCCACUGUCGAGUGCCGACCACAUCCCAGCCGUGGAGGCGCCCAGGCCGUGAGCCGCGGAGCACGGUGCACGACUGCACGCCCGGCCGCCCGCGACCUGUGCUCGCCUGCACCACCAAUUAUUUGAAGCCAACAUUGAAGAACGGCACCAACAUCAGAGGAAUCUUGCAACAUAUGUGCUAAGUGCUCAGUGCUUAUUUUUUGUUCUAGCAGAUUUGAUUAGUAGAAACAAGUCUUGGUCACGCAACAAGCAUAUGUGCAGUAACACAACAAACAUAGAACUAGCGCAAUUAGCACUACCUUUGCUUGUCAUUUAGUAUCUAAUUUUCCUACUGAGUAUGACAACAGAUAAAAAACAGCUCGGGCACAAUGAAUAUGUGCAGUAUCCAACAAUGAAGAUUAUUAUUUCUUUAAUAAUAAUUUUCCUACCUUUGUUCUAGCAGAUUUCUUACUAUGUGUUUCCUUUUUAAUACUCCCUUCGUCCCAGUAUAUAAGGCGUAACCACCUCUGGUUCAAAGACCAAGAAAUGCAUUUAAUUGUCUCUAUAUCACUGCAUCGAUAUACGUAUGCAUAGAGAGAGCACGCCUUAUAUUGUGGGACAAGAAUAAAAAGUGGUUACGCCUUAUAUCCUGAGACGGAGGGAGUAGAUGCCUGAACCUGAAGACAUAUUGGACAAGGGCAUGGAAUCAGUGGGCACUGGCACUCUAGAAAAUGAUGAGACACAAACACAACCAUCACAAUCACAAGGGGCUACUGAUCAAGAGGUGGUUGACCUUGACAAGAAUUGUGCACAACAUGAAAGGAAGAAGAUGGCACCAAGAUCAGAUGUGUGGAACCAUUUCACCAAGAUCAAAGAUGAUAAAGGCAUUAUGAUAGCUGCAAAAUGCAAGUAUUGCCAUCGCAACAUGAAAUCGGACUCCAAGGGACAUAGUACAUCUGCCUUGAAGAGACACCUUCAAAGUUGCAAGCACAAUCCUAACAAGUUUGAAAAAGAUGGAAAGCAAGGAUAUUUACAAGCAAUACAAGGGGAAGGUGUUUCUACUUGGAGGUUUGAUCAAGAUGCGCUUAGGGAGGCCUUCGCUGAGAUGAUUAUUGAAGAUAAGCUGCCUUUUGCUUUUGGUGAAAAGCCUGGCUUCAAGAAAUUCAUGUCUAAAGCUUGCCCACGUUUCCAAGCACCAUCUAGAAGAACAUGCACUAGGGACAUAGUGUCCCAAUUCUUUCGAUAGAAAACCAAAGUAAAGUCUUUUUGUAGAGACUCAUGUCAAAGAAUUUGCUUGACCACAGAUUGUUGGACUUCCCAACAACAAGAUGGUUAUAUGGUAGUGACUGCAACUUUUUAUAGAUGAGGGUUGGAAUUUGCAUAAGAAAAUCAUUGGAUUUUUAAGGUUAAGGGACACAAGGGAGAAGAUAUUGAAAAAGUUUAUUGAAAUGCCUGACUGAAUGGGGAUUGGAGAGAGUUAUGAUGAUAACAGUUGAUAAUGCAUCAACAAAUGAUACUGGUAUUGCUUAUUUGAAGAGGCACCUAGGAAGAACCCACAUAGCAAAAGACAACUUUCUGCACAUGAGGUGUGCUGCCCAUAUUAUUAACCUUAUUGUGUGAGAUGGUUUGAAAGAAGUGGACAUCUCAGUGAAGCGUGUUAGAGGUGCUAUUAGAUAUAUCAAAGAUGGGACUUCAAGAUUGGUUAAGUUCAAAGAAAUUGCUGAGGAAGAGGGGUUGAACACCAAGGCAUUUCUAAAGCUUGAUGUCCCAACUAGAUGGAACUACACCUAUCUCAUGCAUUGGGGAGUUUGGCACACAAACAAUAAGGAGAACGAGUAUGUGCAAGAGAUGGAGUUGGAGAAGGAGAGGGGAAAGGCGAGGGGAAAGGGAAAGGAGAAGGAUAAAGAGAACAUUAAUCUACUCAUUUUUGUUGCAGCUUUUCUUGAUCCAAGAUACAAAUUAUCUAUGUAUAUGAAGAUUAUUGUUGAGGAGAUAUUUGGUGAGGAUAGGGGCCAAUUAGUUUGGGCAGCUAUUAACUCUUGUGUUCGUGAGCUGUUUGAAGAAUACAAAAAUAUUUAUGCUCCAACUGAAGUAACUGAUCCUAGUGAAGCAAAGGGUGGUAGAGGAGGCAAACUUAGAGAAGUAAUUGCCAAGAGGAUGAAAAUGACCAACUAUUCUAGUAGCACAACAAAGUCAGAACUUGAAAAGUAUCUAACUGAAGAGACUGAAGACACUGAUACAAAGAUUGACACACUUUUUUGGUGGAAGGUAAAUGCACACAGGUUUCCUGUUUUAGCUCACAUGUCCCGUGAUGUGCUUGCUAUUCCUAUCUCAACAGUGGCUGCAGAGUCUGCUUUUAGCAUGAGUGGAUGUAUCUUAGAUGACUUCCAUACAUCACUAACUCCUUUCAUGCUGGAGGCACUUGUAUGUACCCAAGACUGGUUGAGAAGGACUACUCCAAUCAACAUCCAAGAGAAUAUGGAGGAUUUAGCCAUGAUUGAAGCAGAUUUAAUUGAAGAAUUUGGUGAGAAAGGAAAAGGGAAAGAAAAUCCUACCACUUCUAAGUCUCAAGCAACGCCAAGCAGCAGUAGAUGCCCUCCCUCUAAAUCUAUGAAAGAGCUACUACUUAAGGUUUGAAAGCACUUAUGUUUUACUUGAUCCUUAAUUUCUUUGUGUGCUAGUGUGCUACUGCUUACUUCUAUGAGCAAAAUGGUUAUUGGCUACAAAUAUUGGAGGAUUGGAGCCAAGUAGUCUAUGGAGGAUUGGAGCCUGGAGGUUGCAGUGCAGCACUUUCUUUGCUUGAAAUUUUAAUUUUGCAUGUCGCAUCGACAAAUAAUGGCACUCACAUGAUAACGACAGUCGUGCUGUCAAGUGUCAACAGUCAACUGAUGCUCGGAGGUUGUAGCUUACAAGUUACAAGGUCUAUGGAGGAUUGGCUACAGUUAUUGGCUUAUUAGUUAUUACUUGAGAGUUGUGUGAGCUGUGUGACUUGACAGUUGAGAACUUGAGAGUUGAGACUGUAUGUGUGAUUUGUGAACAUGUUUGUGAAUCUGUCCUAGCUGUCUGUAGCAUUUUAUUGCUUGUA